This is a messenger RNA of Thlaspi arvense, 2153 nucleotides long. The record is from the annotation of a GenBank genome assembly. Lineage: Eukaryota; Viridiplantae; Streptophyta; Magnoliopsida; Brassicales; Brassicaceae.
GACCUAUGACGAUUGACAGUGCAAAAAAGAUAAAGAAGAAAGACGUGGCGGCACUAACGCGUUGGUUCAGCGUCACCUCCGCCCAUCUCAGAUCCAAUUCAGAAUCAGCUCGCUCGUGUUACUUAAAACAGAACAAGAAGAUUCUUCAAAGCAACAACUUCGAAAAGUGUAAGGAAAUUAUGUCAUCAAACGAAGAAAAUGUCAAGAAAGAGAAACUUCAUGUUAAAAUGAAGACGGAGGAAUUAGAUCCCAACGAGAAGGGAGAGAAUGUUGAGGUGGAGAUGGAAGUUAAGGCCAAGUCUGUUGAGAAGGUUAAAACAAAGAAAAACGAAGAAGAGAGUGGAGAGAAAUCAAAGAAGGAAAAUGAAAAAGAAAAAAUAAAGGGCAAGAAGGAUGACCCAAAGGUAGAAGAAGAUAAACAUGACAAGAAGAAAGAUGAAGAAAAUGUUUCCAAGAAACAUGGGGAACAUGAAGAAGGUCAUGGAGAUAUGGAAACGGAAGAGAAAGAUAAGGAACACAAGAAGGAAAAGAAGGGUAAAGAGAAGAACCAGGAGGAUGUAUCGCAACAAAAGGAGUUAAAAGAAGAGGGAGAAGGUAAAAAGAAGAUUAAAGAGAAGGAUGAAUCAGGCGCAGAGGGAAAAAAAAAGACGGAUAAAGAGAAGAAACCGAAAGAAGAAUCCAAGAGUAAGGAAGACAAGAAGAAGAAAAAAGAAGAGAAGGAUGAGCCUAAGGAAGAAGUUGAAGGAAAGAAGAAGAAGAAAGAGAAGAAAGAACAAGAUAUGGAGGGUUUAGACUCUGAUGUAAAAGUGGAAGAGCAAGAUAAAGAAGACAAGAAGAAAAAGAAAGAUAAAGAGAAGAAACACACGAAUGUGUCAAAACAGAAGGAGGAGUUACAAGAAGAAGAUGAAGGCAAAAAGAAUAAGAAGAAAGAGAAAGAUGAACCAGGUGCAGAGGACAAAAAGAAGAAGACAGAUAAAGAGAAGAAACUGAAAGAAGACAAGAAGAUAAAAAAGGGAGAGAAAGAUGAGCUUGAAGAAGAAGAUAAAGGAAAGAUGAAAAAAGAGAAGAAAGAAGAUGAAGCAACAGAUCAAGAGAUGAAGGAAGAAGAUAUUAAGGAGGGAAAGAAAAAGAAGAAUAAGGAUAAGGAUAAGAAAAAGGAAACGGAUGAUAUAUGUGAGAAAGAAGCAGAAGAUGAAGAUGAGAAUGAAGAAGAAAUAAAGCAAAAAAACAAAAAGAAAAAAGAGCCGAAGAUGAAGAAGGACGAAAAAGAUAAUAAAGUUGACAAGGAGGAGGAAAACAUUGUCACUGAAGUAUUGUCUAGAGAGAUUAAAUUUGAAGAGCCAGAAGCUGAUCAGGAAAAGGAAGGGAAGCCGAAAGACAAGAAGAAUAAGAACGUGGAGGAAGGCGCAGAGGGUGAUCAAGAAGGGAAGAAAACAAAGAAGAAAGAUAAAGAGAAAAACAAGAAAAAAGAAUCAAAGGUUGAAGAAGAGACGAAAGCUCAUACUGACGCGGAUGCGAAGGACGUCAAAAUAGUAGGGUCAAAAGCUGAAGAUGGUGAUGAAGAAAAGGGGAAAAAAGCAAAGACAAAAGAAGAAAAGAAAGACAAAGAUGUAAAGAAGCUCAAUGAAACCAAGAAGAAAGGUAAUAACAUUGGUAAGCUGAAAAUGGAACUGGGGAAGAUUGAUGAAAAAAUUGGAGCCUUAACGGAGAAAAAGACAGAAAUUAUGAAUCAAAUUAAAAAGGCAGAGGGAGAGCAAUAAUGAAACACGGUGAAACAGACAAGUUGAGAGCGUCUGAGAAUGUAAGUAGAGACUAAGCAACAUCCACAUCGAAGCUGAGGCUAUAUGUUUCUUGGUACAGUUGCACUGUGACUUAAAAGUUUAUGUUUUUGUGUGUCUGUUUGUGUUGUGUGACAAACUAAUAUGGUUCUUGUUUUACCUUUGAUGAUGUAAUUUUAUGUAAUUCAUUUUCGAUCGUAGUCUUUUAAAAAAGAAAAAACUAGUCUUGUGUCUACGAUCAUACGAGCAAACACUAGAAACUUGCACAUCUGUCUCUACUUCAUGCAAUUUAAAAUAUCACACUUCAGAGUUUAGACGAUCGAAAAUAUAACCUGUUGUUUGAAAAAUUAGAAUAUUAACCCAAAAAGAAAAACA